AUGGAUGCGGUUUCGUGUUUAUCAUCCAUUCUUGGCAUUGCAACUUUGGUGCUGGUUUGGUUUUCAUGGCGAAAACAGAGCAAGAGAUUGGCACCGGCGGCCGGUGGCGCGUGGCCUAUCAUUGGCCACCUCCACCACUUCCGAACCUCGGUUCCCUUGGUUAAGACUUUGAGCGAGUGGGCGGAUAAAUAUGGUCCGGUGUUCACCAUCCGCCUCGGCAUAUCCCGGAUCCUGGUGGUUAGUAGCUGGGAAGCCGUCAGGGAUUGCUUCACUACCAACGACAAGCUCUUGGCUGCACGCCCAACUACAUGUGCAGGUAAACACCUUGGUUACGAUUAUGCGGUCUUUUCAUUCUCAACAAACAAUUCAUAUUGGCGAAGAGUACGAAAAUUGGUGGUGGAGGAGUUACUCUCCAGCAGAAGACUUGAGAAAUUGAAACAUGUUUGGGUGUCGGAGCUGCAAGCCAACAUCAAUGAAUUCUACACUUCUAUUUCCAUGGAUAACAACAACGACAAGAACAACAAUCCCUCUGCUCCGAAAGUGAACAUGAGCCGAUGGUUUGGACAUUUAACGUUGAAUUUGAUAAUGCAGAUAGUGGCCGGCAGGAGGUAUGAGUACCAGAGUGACGGAGUGGUCAACGAGGAGGCACAAUGUCUAAAGAAGGUGUUCAGUCAAGUUAUGUAUCUGUGGGGUGAGUUUGUCUCCGGGGAUGCCAUAUUUCCACUCUGGUUUUUCAGGUGGUUGGAUUAUGAAGGCCAUGUCAAGUCCAUGAAAAAGGCUGCAAAGGAAGUUGAUGCCAUCUUGCAAGAUUAG
Molecule: messenger RNA, 813 nt
Organism: Ipomoea triloba (trilobed morning glory)
Lineage: Eukaryota; Viridiplantae; Streptophyta; Magnoliopsida; Solanales; Convolvulaceae
Product: xanthotoxin 5-hydroxylase CYP82C4-like
Exons: 2
Coding region: 1-813 (270 amino acids)
Biological process (GO): defense response to other organism
Molecular function (GO): iron ion binding; heme binding; oxidoreductase activity, acting on paired donors, with incorporation or reduction of molecular oxygen
Source: RefSeq, a predicted model, not a curated record